UCCUUCACUAUCUUGCUCUUACUGUUCCACUUCCUCUCGCUCACCUCUCGAUCGAUCUCCAUCACGAUCUUUUGGUCGAUCAAGCGCCGAUGUGGUUUCCGUGGCUCAAAAUCCGUCGAAGUAAGUGCAGUACCGUCUCCGUCUUCCUCUCCAUCUGCUCCGUCGCUUCCUUCUCCUUCAAAGAUAUCGAAGCUCUCCUCCGCGACGAAGAACCCACCACUCCUCCAAAAUCCCCAUCCACAGUCUUCCGUCGCACCUUAUCCGCUGCCUCCUCCUUCCGAUCCUCCCGCCAGAUUUCCCCGACGCCGCUACCUCAUCCCGUCGCCAGCGACAACCGCAUCGUGCUCUACUACACGAGCCUACGCGUGGUCCGCCGCACCUUCGAGGAAUGCCGCGCCGUCCGGAACAUCCUCUGUGGCUUCCGCGUGGCUAUCGACGAGCGGGACCUUUCGAUGGACUCGCGCUUCCUUGUGGAAUUGGAGGGAAUUUUGGGCGGGCGGAAGAAGCUUACUCUCCCGCUGGUUUUCAUCAGCGGCCGGCUAAUCGGCGGCGCAGAAGAGAUCUGGCGCCUCCAUGAAACCGGUGAGCUCAAGAAAUUCGUCCAAGGGUUUCCUUCAGCUGCCCUGGAUGUCUGCCGGGGCUGCGGCGGCGUUCGCUUCGUCCUUUGUCAGAUCUGCAAUGGAAGCCACAAAUGCUCGAACGAGAAGGCCAGUGGGUUUAGCAGUUGCCCCGCCUGCAACGAGAAUGGCCUCAUCCGCUGCCCAGAAUGCUCGCUCUAAUCAAAAGAGGUAUGACUGGCCGUGAAAUGAUAACUGGAAAGGUAAGAUGAAUUGCGCAUCAACUACUUAAUUCUUCUUCUCGAAACAAGCUUUUCUUGGUUCCCUGUUCCUGUAAUGAUGGGAAAAUGUAGAUUCGUAUGCACUUCAAAAUGUGUUCUGUUCUGUUCUGUUUUUUCGUUUAGGCCAAUUUACUACUAUCUUACUUUCGCUGAGAAAGUUUUUAGACUAAGCAUAUUUAAAGAUUAUAUUAAGCGUAUAAGCAUGAUUUAAAAAAAAAAAAUAUUAAAAACUAGGCAAAGUCGCCCAAGGGCAACUUAUGCUAGAUAGGCAUGGCUGAGUCAGCUAGUAGUUAUUCAUAAAGAAAAUUAGGAUUAACAAAAGUCAUCGGAUUAAUUGACAACUUAUGUAAGUCAAUUAUCUUUAAAAAAGUAUGAAAAAAUGGCUAUUUUGUGCCAUUGGACACUAAAGUAAGUCGACCGUAAUGUAAGUAUCUUUUUAAAAAAAUUAAAAAAUAUAGUUAUUUGGUGCCAUUAGAUACUGAAGUAGCUGUGACAGAUAGAAUUAAAUGCAUGUGACUUGAGCUAUAAAGAUGUGUUGUUCCAUUAGCUAGUCUUGUCAGCUUCAUCUUUAUUAUUUUUAUCAUUAUAUUCAUGACAGUUCUGUAUGUUAUAUAUAUAUAUAUAUUGAAAUGUGAGAUCUCUUACUCAACAUUGUUUUAUUUCAACAUAAAUAUGUAGUGCAAGGCUCCCCCAAGGUUUAAGUAGUUUGAAAAUAUUUUAUAGUUUAUGCAACUUUUUAUACAACACUUUGCAAUGUAUUUAUCAAUUAUGGAUUUGAUUCGAACAACUCCCACAAAGCAUAUGAUUAAAAAUGGUAGCAUUCGUUUGAAAGAGAGUUUGGAGCUACCUACUAUUGAAUUCCUUGAACGAAAGGCCAAAGCUAAUGAAUAUUUUCGAUGUUGUAUGAGUUUCUGGAGCGAAGAUGAAGAUUAUGCAUUGUGGCAUGUGCAUGAUGAGGUUAUGAAAGUUAAGCUGUACAUAGUGGAUAAUGAUCUUAAAGAUGUGGGAUGGAGAUCUACAACAGAGGUUCAAGGAGGAUAGUUAGCAUUGGGUUCCGUUGCACUUCCUCAAGGGCUAGAUUCGUGAGAUUUGAUGCGACAAAGAAAGAUGUGUUGUGAAGAUUGUUGAAAGAUCAAUGGUUGAUGUAAAUCACUGUAUUUUUUAUCACAUGUGGCAUCGUAGAUAGGAUCAAUUCCCGUUAGAGUCCUAUAAGACGCUAAUGGGAGUUGUGGUGUCCGGAGAAAAAUAGUUUUUGAAUGCAACAUACUGCAAUACAUUCAAUAGGAGUUUUGAGUUCAACUUCAAAUAUAGUCUAACUCAGACACAACUCCAAGCUUGCCUGCACAUGAUAAUAUGAAAUGUCUAAUUGAUUA
Molecule: messenger RNA, 2211 nt
Organism: Dendrobium catenatum
Lineage: Eukaryota; Viridiplantae; Streptophyta; Magnoliopsida; Asparagales; Orchidaceae
Exons: 1
Coding region: 90-779 (229 amino acids)
Source: RefSeq, a predicted model, not a curated record